This is a messenger RNA of Elgaria multicarinata webbii, 1814 nucleotides long. It is a transcript of the gene NAE1, whose product is annotated as NEDD8 activating enzyme E1 subunit 1. Gene Ontology annotation, biological process: protein neddylation. NCBI's taxonomy places the organism in Eukaryota, Metazoa, Chordata, Lepidosauria, Squamata, Anguidae. The record is from RefSeq and is a predicted model, not a curated record. The coding region runs from base 7 to 1632 and encodes 541 amino acids. Gene Ontology annotation, cellular component: cytoplasm. Gene Ontology annotation, molecular function: NEDD8 activating enzyme activity. The transcript has 20 exons.
AUCAUCAUGGCGUCGGCGGCGGUGCAGUCCCAGCAGGGCAGAGUCAGCAUGAAGGAGCAGCGCUACGACCGGCAGCUCAGGUUAUGGGGUGACCAUGGGCAAGAAGCUUUAGAAUCUGCUCAUGUUUGCAUGAUAAAUGCAACCGCCACAGGAACAGAGAUCCUCAAAAACUUAGUUCUACCAGGUGUGGGAUCGUUUACAAUUGUAGAUGGGAACCAAGUCACUGGUGAAGAUGUUGGAAACAGUUUUUUCCUGCAAAGAAGCAAUAUUGGCCAGAAUCGAGCCCAGUGCACUACAGAACUGUUACAAGAAUUGAAUAAUGAUGUCUCAGGAAAUUUUGUGGAAGAGAAUCCAGAUAAACUUCUAGACAAUGAUCCUUCAUUUUUCUGUCGGUUUAAUGUAGUGAUUGCAUCUCAACUCCCAGAGAGUACAAUGCUCCGGCUAGCUGAAGUUCUCUGGAAUUACAGCAUCCCACUGUUAGUUUGCAGAACUUAUGGAUUAAUAGGAUAUCUGAGAAUCAUUAUUAAAGAACACCCAGUUGUAGAAUCUCACCCAGAUAACGCAUUGGAUGAUCUGAGACUGGACAAUCCAUUUCCAGAAUUGAGGGAGCAUGUUCAGUCUUACGAUUUGGAUAAUAUGGAAAAAAAGGAACACAGCCACAUUCCAUGGAUUGUGAUUGUAUCCAAGUAUCUAGAACAAUGGUAUAAUAAGAACAGUGGUCAGAUACCUAAGAACUACAAAGAAAAGGAAGCUUUCCGACAGAUGAUUCGGCAAGGAAUCUUAAAGAAUGAAAAUGGAGGCCUAGAAGAUGAAGAAAACUUUGAAGAAGCUAUUAAAAAUGUGAACACAGCUGUAAUUGCUACUAAGAUACCAAGUUCUAUUGAAGACAUUUUCAAUGAUGAUCGAUGUAUCAAUCUCUCACAGCAGACUCCACCCUUUUGGAUUUUGGCUCGAGCUGUAAAGGAGUUCGUAGCAAAAGAGGGUCAAGGAAAUUUACCUGUCCGGGGCACAAUUCCGGAUAUGAUAGCAGAUUCUGGUAAAUUUAUCAAAUUGCAAAAUGUAUACCGUGACAAAGCGAAGAAAGAUGCUGAAGCUGUGGGUAACUAUGCUGCCAAGAUGCUGCAGUCGAUAGGCAAGGCACCAGAAUCCAUUUCUCAGAGGGAGUUAAAAUUACUUUGCAGUAACUCAGCAUUUCUUCGAGUAGUACGGUGUAGAUCUCUUUCUGAUGAGUAUGGGUUGAGCACUUCAAACAAAGAUGAGAUAAUUUCCCAUAUGGAUAAUCCGGAUAGUGAGAUGGUGCUGUACUUAAUGUUACGAGCUGUGGAUAGAUUCUUUAAACAUCAUGGCAGAUACCCAGGUGUUUAUAACUACCAAGUGGAGGAUGAUAUUGGAAAACUGAAAUCGUGCCUCAAUAGUUUUCUUCAAGAAUAUGGAUUACCUGUAACAGUGAAGGAUGAUUACGUCCAUGAAUUUUGCCGCUAUGGAGCUGCUGAGCCACAUAUGAUUGCAGCAUUUUUGGGAGGAGCUGCUGCCCAGGAGGUUGUGAAAAUCAUUACAAAACAAUUCGUAAUUUUUAAUAACACCUACAUUUACAACGGCAUGUCACAGACCUCAGCAACAUUCAAGCUGUAGCUAAAACCAGCACAUUUGAAAGUGUAAUUGCCUUUGGUUUGCAUUUUGUUCUGUAAAGUAUUGUUGGUAUAUUUGAUUUCCUUGGUAUUUUUGUCAUUAAAAGUUCUUUUAAAUUGUAAUAUUUUUAUCUUGCAUUUUAAUAAAAAGCACUGGAAUGUGGAAGAUAUACAUUUUUAAAACUA